AUGCGCUUCUCUAUCUUUGCCAUCGCCGCCUCGCUGGCUGCCUUUGCAACUGCUUCUCCUCUGGUCAAACGUGCACCUAUCAUCAACACCACUCAGCCCUUCUAUCUCUUAACCACCGACUCACCAACCUACUCUUCGAACUCAUCUCUGCUUCCCAACGUCUCCUUGACCAGUCUCUUCGACCCCUACUAUCAACCCAACUAUCUCCUCCGCCUCAUCGCACCUGGCUACGGCAGUGUACCUCAGUUCACACUCUCGCAGGGAGUGUUGCACACACCUGGAAAGGGACCCCACGGUAUCGGCGACUACAUCUUCAACAGUACCGAGGUACACACUGGCUCCGAGUUGCAGUUCAGGGCUCAGUAUGAGGGUGCUGGAGACCUGAGUCUCGAGAGGGGAUAUCUGCUCGGUGUCAAUGGAAGCACGACUGGAUGGACCAUCUGUGUCGAAGAGUUGGGCCAGAGAGUUAUUGAGUGGCAGGGCACCGAUGAGGGAUGCACGCAGACUUACAUCCAGGCUGCUUUGACCGUGCCUUACUGA
Messenger RNA from Aureobasidium uvarum, 540 nucleotides. Lineage: Eukaryota; Fungi; Ascomycota; Dothideomycetes; Dothideales; Saccotheciaceae. The record is from the annotation of a GenBank genome assembly.